Messenger RNA from Tuber melanosporum (Perigord truffle), 4533 nucleotides. RefSeq lists its product as uncharacterized. The record is from RefSeq and is a predicted model, not a curated record. Lineage: Eukaryota; Fungi; Ascomycota; Pezizomycetes; Pezizales; Tuberaceae. Gene Ontology annotation, cellular component: chromatin. Gene Ontology annotation, biological process: DNA-templated transcription; regulation of transcription by RNA polymerase II. The coding region runs from base 1244 to 3025 and encodes 593 amino acids. The transcript is spliced from 5 exons. Gene Ontology annotation, molecular function: DNA-binding transcription factor activity, RNA polymerase II-specific; RNA polymerase II cis-regulatory region sequence-specific DNA binding; zinc ion binding.
GUGGUACAAUACAGUGCUUCUGCUGUAUGUCUCAGUGAGAAGAAAAUGGAAGGGCAAGCAAUCAAGCAAGAAACGGAAGAAGCAAGCAGGCAAGCAAACGUCAUUCGCUAAGCAAUUGCAAGGUUCGCAGGAAGCUUUUUUUCUCUCCCCCUUCUCUUCGUCUUGUUUAUUUGGCAGGUGAACGAGCUUGACGCAUUGAUUUUUUUUUUCUUUUCUUUUCUCCCCCAUCCCAUCUGCUCGACACUGUACGCUGGUCUGGCCAAUGAUACGGAAGCCUAUCGCCGGUGCGCACAAGUCGAGUAGAAGUGAAGGCGAAAAAUGGGAAUGGGAAGAAAAAGAAAGGAAGGGAAGCGCGGAUAUGGGGCUUUGUUAUUGAACUACCGAGGGCGAAGAGCUGUGCUCGGGUUAGGAAUAGCAUAGAUGCGCCUAACGUGAAGUGUGCUAGCUCACCAGAGCUAGCUACUGUACGAUAUGCUAGAACUAGUAAUAGCAAGGCGAGAGAUUGGAUUGGAUCUGAAAUUUAGAUUUGAGUUCGGGCAACGUGGAGGAUUGGGUCCUCCUUGUGCCUACCUGCAUGGGUACUUCGACACUCGGAUUAUUAUACUUGCGGUUCCAUAUUGGUCCGCGCCGGGGAGAGGGCUUUGCCGUCCUUGCGCUGCGGGAAGUGGAUCGGGGAGCGGGCGAUGACAAUGGGUGGAGGGGUGGAUGGACCAUGCAGUGCACAUUAUUGCGAAUCAGACAGCGUAAAGAUUUUAGUGUGCGCUAUUCACACCACAUUGCACGUUGAGAGUUAAAGCCUGCUCGGAAGCUGUUGGGAAUGGAGAGGGCUUAUAUUGGCUUGAGCCUCCCACAUCUCUUCCAUUCGAACUCUAGACUUCUCAUGCUUCGAUAGCUUUGCCGAUUAAACAGGAUCAUUACUUUGACCCGCCCUACGAGACCUACACAUAAGAGUCCGGGACAGUCCAAUACGAGGUGAAUCAGGAAAACACUCCUGGCGUAUACCAAACAAGCAAAACGGAAUAUAAAAACAAAACUACAAUUAAAAAUUGGGGACUUUUGAGUGUUCUAUCUAUAUCAUUACUCUUACAAUUCAUCUCAACCACCAUCUACAUCCUCCUUACCAUCCAUACCGCACCCGUUCCCCGUACCAUAACACUCACCAGAAUCUAUCCGAGAUACACAAUAAUUCCUUCACAACACCGAUCUAUACAAUAGAAAACGGAUAAAAAGAAUCAGGUCGCACAUGGAACCCGAAAACCGAUCCUCAUCCGCAAUCAGCCCGCCACCAAGGUCAAGACCUCGCAGGUUCCUCUGCGAAUACGAGGGCUGUGGGAAGGCAUUUACUCGUUCCGAACACUUGCAGCGUCAUGACCUGAACCAUCGGCCCUCGCCGAACACCUGUGAUAGGUGCCGUGCGCACUUUGCUAGGCCGGAUUUAUUGGAUAGACAUAAGGAGCGACAUGCGCAAAAGGAUAGGGAAGCUGGCGGUGUGGGGUUGGGAGUCUUGGGCACCAGGAAGCGCUGCUGGAGAGACGACAACGGGAAUAUUACUACUAAGCGACCACCCGCUAGCCUUGCCUCGUUACCAAAGCCGCCUACUUCUCCGAAGAGCCAGAAAGGGAAGGGGCAAGAAGAGGGUGGCAGUGGUACCGAUGAAGCGGGGGAAAUGAGUGGUGAGGGUGCGUCCCCUCCUAUCACCUUAUCCACGUCUCUCCAAUCUUUCUCCAUCGCGUCCUCUGCCCGGCGGCAGCGCGAUGACAAGGGUCGUGCUCUUAAUAGAGCUCCUCCGGCCACAAUAAUAACCACAACAGAAGUGGGAUCUUUCGAUCAAUUCCAGAUUCAACAAUUGGAAUUGACUGAGUUGGACACGUUUGAUAAUGGGAACUUUCAACUACCUCCGCCGCCCCCUCCUCAAACAUAUCGGCUUGAUCCAUUGCUCUCGGGCGUUCCAUCUUCUUCAAUAGAGGCCUUGAUCGCGAAUGAUCAGGGGCUUGACGGAGCGUUUAGACUGGACUCGGAGUCUAGCUUUGCAAGGCCCUUCACCGAGCUAGGGGGUUACACUAGGCCGUUUGGCGGAUCAGAUAGUCCGCCUGACGUCGACGGACAGUCUACUACGAGGUUUGAUUUGAGCCAGGAACAGUGUGAGAUGGAGAUGAAUCUUGAGUCUUCAUUUGCUGCUGGCACUGAGGGUAGCCGCCAACUGGCGGCGGCCCCGAUGAGCGAUUCCACAUUCCUCCCGUUCGAUGUCAAGGCACCAACGAAUAGGUUAGGGACCAUGUCGCAGCAGUAUCACGAUUUCCCGGGCUUUGAGGGAUUGAACGAAACCUCCGCGGUGGAGGAUGAAUCUCUUUACUUUGUCUCCGACACACGGUCGAUGUCUCAUGGCACUCCAUCACGGGACCCGCAGGCCGCGGCGGCGACGGAUAUCACGCGACACUCACUUGGCUCCGACCCAACACAUACUUUUCCUGCUUCACAUACCCACCACUCAAUUCCUGUUGCUAGCUCCCCUAUAGCCAACCGCAAUCAUUUCCACGUGUGUACACCAACAUCAGAAUCACCAUCACCAACCUUAUCUACCCAACCGCUCCCGAAGAUCGACGAGGUGGCCCGUGCAAAAGUCCUUUCACUUAUAAUACAGGCCACCACCGAUGAAAAUGGGGAGCGCCAAUUUGGCCCGAACCACUCGCUCCUCUCGAUCUCCGCCCUACAAGACUACCUAGACCUCUUCUUCUCCCGUUUCAACCAUUCAUACCCACUCCUUCAUCGUCCAUCAUUCGACCCAAGCAAUGUAAACACGCUGCUUCUAGUAAGCGUGCUCAUGCUCGGUGCUACGUACGGUGGGAAGGACGCACACCAGAUGGCGGUGAGGGUCCAUGACUGGUUGAGAGGGUGCUUAGGUUUGGCUCCCGAGGUGUGGGGGAGGAAGUUAGGGACUAAUUUGUACGAAUCUGAGAGGGAGCGGAUAUGUAGACUGAUUGUCAUGCUAUCCCCGAACUAUGGGCUCUGCAAACGGUUUUGUUGAUGGGAGUGUUUGGGGGGUCGAGGGCGGGUAUGGGGUAGUAUGACAUGAUGCAUUUGUUCCAUGGGUUAUUGGUUGACCAAUUGUCAAACCAGCAUUCCAUUGCACAAUUCCCUCGAAAGCAAAGCCCCCGACAAAGAAUGGAGCGAAUGGAUCAUCGCAGAAGAGAAUAAGCGGUUAGCAGUGCUAGCGUUCCUAUCGUCCAGCACGCGGUGCCCUUCUUGCAAUCACUCUGCCGGUAGGGAUUCGCACUACGCCUGCCGCUGCCAUACGAUCCCCAACCUGGGAGCCAAUUUGGCAGAAGCUUGGCGCAAGGCAGAACGCUCGCAUCCGUCAUUUUUGAUGGUGGUAAAACUGUUCUUGAAUACUGGGGAAACGCCUUCGUUGAGCAGCCUUUCGAGGCUCUCGAUUUUGCACGGGCUGAUGAGCGUAAUGCGGGAUAUGAGGAGGAGGGACUAGAUGUUUCUGGGCUUGCAGCCACACCCGAUCAACCACAUCCUGGCAAUCCCGUACCGCAACCGCCUACGGCGCCUGGAAGCUCAACUUCAGCUCCCACCAAUGUCACUGACGUCUUCCUCGGGCUUCAUCAUGACCGAGACUGUGGGGUCAAUACUAGCCCUCACCACGCUCCCACACCUGAUCCUACACACGGACAUCCUUUUCCUGCAAUUCUGCGCCCACGGAAUCCGGGGCAAGCCGGCGCUACGGACGGACUAUGGUUCUUUGUGCGCUGCCCCCGCCGCCAAAGAAAAGCGCCUAUCGCGCCGCGGCAAUAACCUGCAACAAUUCGUAUACAUUCAGAGAGUGCAAACGAUUGAAGGCUUCAAUUCACCUGGUGCCUGUUACCUCGCCACGUUCGUCUACUAGACCAGGUGCGGCGGUGUCGGGGGGUGUUGUCCGGGAUGGAUCGGGCGAAAUGAGAGGCUUCGCUGGGGGUAUACUCAAACGAGCACGAGAUGGAAGCGAAGGCGGAGACGCGGGAGGUGAUAGCAAUAGCAGCGAUAACAACUGCGUAGUGGUGGCGAUGCUGAUGGCGAUAGCAAGAAGGGCGGGAAUCUUGUGGGCAUUGCACUGCACCUCGGUAGCAUUCACUGGGCUCUUGUGGGGGAGGGAAGUGAAGUACAUAGUGAUCGAUUGUGGGCAGGAUGUUGAAGUAGAAUGAGGAGGCGACGCGAUGAAAACAUGAGUCUGUAUUGUUUGGAAAUAUUGUGCAGGUGGCAAUGAUUGAGAUGGAGGUUUUACGUUUACGAGUGAGGUGGAUUGAAGAGAAGAGAUGAGUUGAGUAUAGGAAGGAUGAUCCAUAGAGUAUAAAGCCAAAGCAGGUGGGUUUGUAUAAAAAGGGAUAAAGAGUGAGGUGAGCAACAAGCUUGGGAGCGGGGGGGAGGAAGGGAAACAAAUGUAAAAGAGACGUUUUAACGCUAUAGAUUCCUCCAGUUUGAAGUAAUCCAUGUAUGUUUAGCAUUUAGCGCGCAAUUACCGAUGUAUGUUCAACAAUAUUUACAGUCGCAGAA